Molecule: messenger RNA, 4635 nt
Organism: Cheilinus undulatus (humphead wrasse)
Lineage: Eukaryota; Metazoa; Chordata; Actinopteri; Labriformes; Labridae
Gene: edil3a
Product: EGF-like repeats and discoidin I-like domains 3a
Exons: 10
Coding region: 275-1585 (436 amino acids)
Molecular function (GO): calcium ion binding
Source: RefSeq, a predicted model, not a curated record
GUAGGAGCGGGGAAAGCAGGCAGAGCGGAGGCUUGGCCGGCAGGCAGGCACACUUCACUUGUUCCUGCACGGACAAAAACAAACAGAAACCCAGGAGAGAGCGUCUGUGCGCCGACUUUAUCACAGAGGAGGACUUUACCUGAGAGGACAUACAACCACAUCUCCCACUGCCCUGCGAGAGCGAGGGAGGGAGAACUUUUGACUUAUCGCUCCGUGAUUUAUUGAACCACAUCCGCGUAACCUUGGAAGUCAGACCUGCUUAUUGUGAGAGAGGAUGGGAUCGCUACUCCUUGUCCUCGCGCUCUGUCUGAGCGCCGCUGUCCCGCAGCACGCGAGAGAAGCAGAUGGUGAGGAACCAACUUCAGCAGGUCCUUGCCAUCCAAACCCCUGUCACAACAGAGGAACAUGCGAGAUCAGUGAGACCUACAGAGGGGACACCUUCAUCGGCUACGUGUGCAAGUGUCCACCAGGCUUCAGCGGAGUCCACUGCCAACACAAUAUUAAUGAAUGCGAAAGGGACCCAUGCAAGAAUGGAGGCAUUUGCACUGAUCUGGUGGCCAACUAUUCCUGUGACUGCCCAGGAGAAUACAUGGGAAGGAACUGUCAAUACAAGUGCUCUGGACCACUGGGCAUGGAGGGCGGCAUAAUCUCCAACCAACAGAUAACAGCCUCCUCCACCCACCGUGCUCUCUUUGGCUUGCAGAAAUGGUACCCGUACUUUGCACGCCUCAACAGGAAGGGCCUGGUCAAUGCCUGGACUGCUGCCGAGAAUGACAGAUGGCCGUGGAUCCAGAUCAACCUGCAGAGGAGAAUGAGGGUCACCGGACUAAUCACUCAGGGUGCAAAGCGUAUCGGCAGCCCGGAGUAUGUGAAGUCUUACAAAGUAGCCUACAGUGAUGAUGGAAAGACCUGGAGAACAUACAAAGUCAAGGGCAAAGAUGAGGAUAUGAUUUUCAGAGGAAACGUCGAUAACAACGCUCCAUCAGCCAACUCCUUCACCCCUCCCAUUGAGGCCCAGUACGUGCGCAUUUACCCACAAGUCUGCAGGAGGCACUGUACCCUACGCAUGGAGCUGCUUGGAUGUGAGCUUACAGGCUGCUCUGAACCCCUUGGAAUGAAGUCAGGUCAUAUCCAGGACUACCAGGUCACAGCCUCCAGCAUCUUCAGGACUCUCAACAUGGACAUGUUCACCUGGGAGCCUGGAAAGGCCCGUUUGGACAAACAGGGCAAGGUCAAUGCCUGGACAGCUGGACACAGCGACCAGUCACAGUGGCUACAGGUGGACCUGCUGGUGCCCACAAAGGUCACUGGCAUCAUCACCCAGGGAGCUAAAGACUUUGGCCAUGUCCAGUUUGUUGGCUCUUACAAAGUGGCGUACAGUAACGAUGGAGAGCGGUGGAAAGUAUAUCAAGAUGAGAAACAAGGAAAGGACAAGGUAUUCCAGGGAAACUUUGACAAUGACACGCACAGAAAGAACGUGAUAGAUCCACCCAUCUACGCUCGGCUCAUCCGGAUCCUCCCCUGGUCGUGGUACGGCAGGAUCACUUUGCGUGUAGAGAUACUGGGAUGCACAGAGGAAGAGUGAAGACCUUUUUUCCUCCAUCUUUUUUCCGCCAUCGUCCCCUGUCCCUUGGCAUACUGGAUUAUCUUACCCAGUAUUUCAGAAAGAAACUGUGCAACCUGUAAAAAGAAAUCAAUUUACAAUGGAUUUUUCAAGAAUACGUGUUUGGUUGUGGUGGGUUGCUGUUUGUUCUUUUGUACAAUGAUUUCAGACCUACCCCUGAUCCACUUUUAGUCUUUGAGUUUCCUCUUUAAAGCGUGAUCUUUGUCUUUUUAUUCUUCUCAAGAGUCACCAUCCUGUUUGGAAUGAACUUCUGUAAAAUAUAAGGGGGGGCAGAGUUGGGGAUGGAGUCAGGAAAGGGGGUCCUGAUGUGAUUUUAACUUAAUGCCAUGAAAGCUAUUGUACAGUGUCACUUUUUGACAAAGAUGUGAAACUUGUCUUCUGUGCUUCAUUGAACAUGAUUAACCCACUUCAUAACAUUAUAAUCUGUCUGAAAUACCAUGUAGAAAUCACCUGUCAUCACAUUAUCAAAUAUAUUUUUAUUUGGAUUCCUACACUUCCUCAAGCCAUGCUUUUACCUGAACAGACACUGGCAUUACUACAUCAAUCCAAACACUAUUAAUGCUCUUGUAUAAUAUGUAAAAGACUAAGAAAUUGCAUGGUGCGUGAAUUAUACAUGUAUAUUAUGACAAAUCAUUUAAAACCUGCAGCCUUGAGAGCAAUGGCUUUGAUUUAGGGACCUAUUUUUAUGUGCAUUUUUAAACAGUUCUGAAACAUUAAUAUACACUGCAAAAGCUUACCUAGGAUGACAGAUAGGUGCGGCUAUAAACAAGCUCUGCAGUGACGUGCAGGGCUGCAGCACUGACACUGAGGCUUAUAGGCUGUCUGUUUUCUUUUUCGUUGUCUUUUUUCUUACUUUUUGAUUGCAUCACUUUUCUAUUGGAAAUAUUGUUUGUGCUUUUUUUGUAUUUAUUUAGGUUUAUUUGUCUCAUCUGUCUGAUGCAUAAAAUCCUUUUGUAAUGUCUUUGUUUUGUCAUGGAGAUCUACGUUAAAUCAAUUAAAAAAGCUCAGGAUAGAUGUCAAUCACAACAACCCACAAGUGUUUAACUUUUGGCCACAAAGUGUGUAAUAUUAUUUAAAUAAAUGUCAAAUAAGUAAUAUCAGUUAUUUAUAUUACACCCAUAUAUGCAUUUUUCAAAUAUUCAUAGCAUUCUUUAUUGCCUUGAUAGAUAAUAUUACGGUUUAUUAAUAAUUUUAUUUGAAAAGAGAGCUGAUUUCAAAGAUUUAGAAGAUUAUAAGUGUUGUUAUUAACUGGAAUAUAAAAUAAGAAUCUUCAGCUGUAUUAUAGCACAAAGCUCUAAAUUGAUUAUGGGAAGGGUCUUUAUUUCAGGGAAUCUAUUAGACAUGAUAUUAGCACAAAGAGUAAGGAAAUUUGAGUUAGGUAGAUUAUUUCUUUAUUGUAUCAAUACUUCUUGGCAAUAAGUCUUAUACAGUUGGAAAGCCUGUUUAUUUCCCCUUUAAAUGGUGCCACAUUUGUAAGGAACAUGCAUUUGUGGGAUGAGCAGCAGAGCUUAGUAUGUAGGUUGCACCCAUUAAACAUCUCUGCCAAUGCUGUUGCUACUGACUCUUGUUUUGAGCUUCUGGUACCCCUAGGUGCUGACAAUCAGGUCCAAUCCUGAUUGGCACCUGAGUAUCAGCACCUGUGGGCAUGGGCCAUGUCAAAGUGUCUGCUCCAAGAAUCAGCCUGCCACAUUUGACUGAUCCAGAUAGGGCCCAUGCGAUAAGGCAACUUCAAGCAGGUGUUUCCCAAAACCAAGCUGCAUUAUUAUUUGAAGUGAGCCCUAGUAACAUCUCCAAUCUGAAGGUCAAGUUCCAUAUAACGGGGAUUUUAGAGACAGGCCGUAAAGUGGGCAUCCCAAGACCGUUUCAAGAGUUGAGAUUUGCAGGGCGAUAUGGCUGACGGUUCUCUGCCCAGACAAUCCAGAACAGACUGUAUGCAGCCAAUCUCAAGUCUCAUAGGGCUGCCAGGAAGAAAUUGUCCUUUACUUUCAGGCCCAAUACUACUGGUGUCUGCAACACAUGCACUGGAACCUGAACAUGAGGAGGAAUGUUAUGUUCAGAUUUUGCCUACAGCAGUUUGAUCAUAGGAUCAAAGAAUGCUAUGCUGAUUUCUGUAUCAAUAGAGUAACAUAUUUUGGUGGAGGCAGGGUGAUGGUGUGGGUCAAUAUCUUGUUACAGCGAAGAAAUAAUCUAACACAAAUAUCCUUAUUCUUUGUGCUAAGUUUAUAGAGGUUGCAAGGUACUGUCACAUGAAAAAGCAGCACUCUGCAUUAUCAGGCUGCUAUUGUAGACAUAUUAAGGUUACAGGAUGCUGUUUGUUAAAUUUUCUAUGAGUUAUAUCCUGCAGUAUAGGGAACAGCGAUACUCAGUUGGUUACAUAAAAUAAAGCAAACAAGUACCUGAAGCAUCACAGCAGUGUCAACACUUCUUCACGGGUAAAAAAAAAAAAGAAAAAAAAAAGAAGCACUGGAUUACUUCAGUGCUUUCCACCCUCGACUAGUUUUCCCAGAGCUCUCGAGUGCUACAAUAACAGCUUCAGGGAGCUGUGUCUACUCUUAUGCUUCGUGUUUCACCUGUCAGGUUUCAGUCACUAAACUAACAAAUGAUUUCAUGUAGUGAAAUAUAACGUCUUUGUUGUGAGAUCACAGCCCAGCCUGAAAUAAAGUCAGACUUUUACAAACCAUGAUUAUUUUGACGCCUUUCUGAAUCAUUUUAAUCAGAACUUGAUUAGAAAUAGAACCGUGACGUUUCUCAAACAGCAUUAGGUUCUUUUAUAUACACAGUGCUUAACAAAUUUAUUAGACCACCACCCACAGUAAGGUUUAUGUCACAGCUGCCCUAAAUUAACGGCAUUGGUAAUUACCAAAAUCAUUUUUUAUGUCUCUGCAAUGGUUAAAACACCAAUUAUGUAGAAGCUCUUUAACCCAAAUGAUAUUUUUAAUGCUAAAAUAUAAUUGUUGUUGUUAUCCAUUAAUUUUCAAAUUAACUGAUUUACAAAAAAACUGACAAAAAUA